CGGUCGGUACUCGGUAUACAGACCGUCAGCUGGUACCCACGCACGCACAGUCUCGCCGUAGUCGUCAUUCCGCGUUGGUCUUGCCAGCGUACACUCCGCCGGAGUCGCGGUUGAGCUAACCCCUUUUUCGAAUCAAAAAGGGAAAUCUGUGAUUCGUUAAUUUUUGAAUUUUGACAGUGCGGUCGAUUUGGUCACAAUUACAGGAAUUCGUUUAUGUGAACUACGCGAGUUGUAAUAUUUGUUUUUUUUUUUUCAAUUUCACCUUCUGUUGCACCGUCCAAAUCCAUACGUAAUGUUUACGUAACCAUGGUAGACAAAUAGAUUGGUCUGGUCGUCAGCAAUCUCGAGGUAUACGUGCGUGCCAUCGGACUGUGCAACAGUAUAUCCUCGACCGGUAUAGUUGAUGUUCGCUAUAAGUGCUUCCAGACUAUGUAUAGGAACUGACAACUGUACCUAUAUAUAUACAUAUGCAUUAUAUCAACAUCGUUAAUAACAAAACUCUAAAAAACAAAUAUGAUCUUGUUCAACCAAUUCGUUGACGUCAUAAACGAUUCAGGUGUCUUGUUGUCGGCUGACCCGUAAAACUCAACAGGAGGCGGUGAUCGGUUGCGGUGGCGGUGAUCGGUUGCGGUGGCGGCGACGGUGGAUGGCGCCGCCUCGGUUGUCGGACGAACAGAAGGCAUUGUCACGGCAGCGCAGGCGGGACAGGCGUAGGGAGUUGCAGAGAUUGAGGCGCGCCGACCCGAUAUACCGGCUGGCGGAGCGGGCGCGAAACACGCGAGCCCGUCGGGAACAGAGGAACGACCCGGAGUACCGCAAGAAGGAAAGGGAACGCGACACGCGGGCGCACCGGGAUCGGCGGAACAGGGUGGACACGGUGAUGCGAAACAUCGCCGGCAGCCUGUGGACCAACGCCGAAUUGGAAAACAUGGCACCGGAUCAAGUAGGACCGGACGAAGACACGGGUGUAACCGCUCUGAGUAACUGUGGGGCUACAAUGAUGAACACCACAGUCUUCGUUACAGUGCCAGCCAGUCCUUUCCCAGUCCGGGAAGAACUGUCGUCUGAAAACGUGUAUGUCGGCGGUGACAAAGACAAAGGCAACUCGACGGAUGACAACGAGGACGAUGACCUCACUUCGCUGAGUUGGCUACAAAACAAAAAUCUGCUCAAAGGUGUUCACGAGCUACCAAAGACCGAUUAUGCGGACGACGCUUCGUCGGACUCUCGUUCGUCCAGCGGCCAGUCAAUAUCUCCGGUCCGGUGUUGGCCAGCUAUGGCAGGUCUACCCACCAUCAUGAACAAUAACAACAAUAACAACAUCAAUAAUAAUAACAAUAACAACAAGACUUCCUCGUUGCGGUCACCCAGCUACGACCCAAAGGUGAACACGGAAUCCAAGCCGCCGUACUCGUUUUCGUGUCUGAUCUUCAUGGCCAUCGAGGACUCGCCCAUCAAAGCGCUGCCGGUCAAAGACAUCUACGGAUGGAUUGUUGACCAUUUCCCGUACUACAAGAACGCGCCCACCGGCUGGAAGAACAGCGUUCGGCACAACCUUUCGCUGAAUAAGUGUUUCAGAAAAGUGGAAAAAGCUCCCAACUUGGGCAAAGGUUCCCUUUGGAUGGUCGAACCCUCGUACCGGCCGUGUCUAAUCCAAGCGUUGCAAAAGACCCCGUACACUAAGGGGUACAGCAAAAAGUCGACGGUGAACACGAGUCUGACGGUUCGGGGCGAGACCAUGGAGGCGGUCAAGGACGAACGGAGCGAGGACGAGAUGUCCACGGUGAGUGACGUGGACGCCGCGACCGCAAUGUUGGUGCUAAAGCACGGUCCGCACGUGCGCAUCGUGCACAACAGAGAUUGGCAGCUGACUCAAACAAAACCUGACACGGAUCCAGAACUAGCCGGGCUAUAUCCAAUUGUUACGAUAUGCCCAAGCGAGGAUCAUACCUACGACAACUGCUUCAAAAUGGACAGUCUGUGCAAAGAGGACGCGGAAGAACGUCGCAGAAUAGUCGAGGGUGCGGACGCAUUGUUGAACCUGGCCGGCAUCACCACCCGCCGUCUGCGCAAACGUUCUUCGAGCGUCGAGUGCAUCGACGCGAAACGAGAGUGCACAGACACCCUGCGACAGAUGUACCUGAAGAAGCAGACGACGGACAACAACAACGAGCCCGCGUCGGUCAUCAUCGAACAUCACAAGGACAAAUUCAGAUAAAACGCACCGCGACCGCGGCGUUUAAUGAAAUAUAGCCUACUCCGUUUAGCAUUUUGUUGACUAGUUUAUACGUAACACAGAUUAAAAUAGUUUAUUUACUUUAUUUAUACUUGCAGAAAAGAAAGAACUUCUCCCUCCCGCCAGAAAAUUAACUGCUAAAAUAAUGAGAACACAUUAUAUAAUGUUAAAUGAUUUACAUCAUGCGGGAUAGUUAAAAAAAAAAAAAAAAAAAUGUAAAAGGUAUUUUUUGAAACGGUGAUAGUUUUUUCUCUCGAGUAAUAUAUUAUGUAUCGUUAAUUGAACGUUUUUGUCUUCUUGCUCUUAGGAAGCACUGUGAUAGUAUUUUUUAAAAAAUAAAUAAAUUUUUAAUUGUUUUUUGGUACGACCAAACCAUAUUGAUAUUUUCGACAAAAAAAUGCCAGGCUGUUCACUAUACUUGUUAAUAUCUUUUUUUUUUGUUAAGUUUAUUCUUAUGAUAAAUAUAUAAUUACAUAAUAUAUUAAUAAUAUAUAUUAUA
Molecule: messenger RNA, 2735 nt
Organism: Metopolophium dirhodum (rose-grain aphid)
Lineage: Eukaryota; Metazoa; Arthropoda; Insecta; Hemiptera; Aphididae
Product: forkhead box protein N2-like
Exons: 11
Coding region: 647-2218 (523 amino acids)
Biological process (GO): regulation of DNA-templated transcription
Cellular component (GO): nucleus
Molecular function (GO): DNA-binding transcription factor activity; cis-regulatory region sequence-specific DNA binding
Source: RefSeq, a predicted model, not a curated record